Colossoma macropomum (tambaqui) is the source of this 1449-nucleotide messenger RNA. RefSeq names its product 5-hydroxytryptamine receptor 3A. Lineage: Eukaryota; Metazoa; Chordata; Actinopteri; Characiformes; Serrasalmidae. Gene Ontology annotation, cellular component: synapse; membrane; neuron projection. Gene Ontology annotation, biological process: signal transduction; monoatomic ion transmembrane transport; chemical synaptic transmission. Gene Ontology annotation, molecular function: transmembrane signaling receptor activity; extracellular ligand-gated monoatomic ion channel activity; neurotransmitter receptor activity. The coding region runs from base 1 to 1449 and encodes 482 amino acids. The record is from RefSeq and is a predicted model, not a curated record. The transcript has 9 exons.
AUGGGGCGACUCCAGGCUCUCCUUCUACCUGCAGGGUUGAUUCUCCUCACAGCCUCUGUGAGUGUGUGUGAGCUGAGGUGUCGGCCGGGUGACAGCGGACCCUCGUUCGACUCUCUGCAGGAAGUGUUUGAAAGGAAACCGUUCAGACCAGCCGUUAACCUGAGCAACCCCACUAUCACCAACAUCUCCUUCACUCUCUACGCCGUGCUGGGGGUGAACGAGAAGACGCAGAUCCUCACCACGUUCCUCUGGCUGCGGCUGUACUGGUUCCACGAGUUUCUGAUCUGGGAUCCUGACGUCUGUGACGGAAUCACUAAAAUCUCCCUCCCCGUCAACAACCUGUGGAUGCCGGACAUUAUCGUUUAUGAGUUGUUAGUGUACUCUCAUAUGGAAGUUGGACCCCUUUGUCAGAUUUAUGUUGAUGAUGACGUGUCCCAAGCGUGUCCGUAUGUAUACGUUAAUCAUACGGGUCAUAUCCGUUAUGACCGGAUGCUGAGACUGGUCAGCGCAUGUAACCUGGAGAUCUUCAGCUUCCCGUUCGACAUCCAGAACUGCACCUUCACCUUCGGCUCCUACAUGCACACCAUAAAGCAUGUGCGGGUGAAGACAGCGCUGCCCUUUGAUGAGAUAUCCGGGAACUCUAAGCGGUACCUGGAGGCGAGCGGAGAGUGGGAGCUGGUGGAGAUUUUGGGAGAAGAAGGAAUUCUGAAGUUUGGAAUAGACGAGUGGGACAUCAUCACGUUUUGGGUGGUGAUAAAGAGGCGUCCGAUUCUGUACGUGGUGAACCUCCUCAUCCCGAGCUCGUUCCUCAUGAUCAUCGACAUCCUGUCCUUCUACCUGCCGCCGCACAGCGUGGACCGCGCCUCCUUCAAAAUGACCCUCAUCCUGGGCUACACCGUGUUUCUGCUCAUCAUGAACGACCUGCUGCCCAGCACAGCCAACGGAACGCCGAUCAUAGGUAUUUAUUUCUCGGUGUGUUUGGCUCUGAUGGUGAUCAGUCUGCUGGAGACGGUCAUCAUCACCAACGUUCUCCACCACAACUCCAUGAAGUACAGAGAGGUUCCACGCUGGGUGCAGGUUGUGGUUCUGCGGUACAUCGCUGGCCUCAUCUGCUACAGACGGCCCGAAGAACCGCCCAAAACAGAGCUGACCAAAACGGACAGCGGCGACCCCUGGACCGUCCACACUUCACACACAGCGUCCAGCCUGAGCGCAAACAGCAUGUGCGUGUCGGGUGGCGUGGCGGUUCCGGAGCUGGUGGAGAUCUGUGCGGAUCUGCGGGCGAUGAGGUCACACCUUAACGUCCUGCAGCGCGAGGAGAAGCUCCAGGAUCAGUGGUGUCACGUGGGCUACAUCCUGGACUUCCUGCUGUUCAGAAUCUACCUGAUCAUCAUCACCUGCUACGCCCUCGUCAUCAUCAGCAUGUGGUGCAUCUGGAUGUAUCACUGA